AUGAUAAAUAAUUGUAGUUCCUGCCAAAAACAUCGCGCAACAAAUAUAAAAGAACCUAUGUUAUCUCAUCAAAUACCUGAUUUAUCAUAUAAUAAACUCGGCCUCGAUAUUUGCGAAUAUGCAAAAAAGACUUAUUUAGUUGUUUCAGACUAUUAUUCAAGAUACUUAGACAUAAUAGCAUUAAAAACAAAAACAGCAAGUAAAUGCAUAGCAAAUUUAAAAGUGUGUUUUUCGAAUCAUGGAAUACCACUUGAAAUUGUUGCCGAUAAUAUGCCAUUUAAUUCAUUACAAUUCAGAAAUUUUUGUAAAUCGGUAGAUAUAAAAUUAACCACAACAAGUCCGCGAUAUGCUCAGUGUAAUGGUUUUGCCGAAAAGUCAGUAGGUAUAGCUAAAAGUUUAAUUAAAAAAAGCUCUGAAAAUGAACAAGAGCUAUGGCUUGCUCUGCUUGAUUAA
This is a messenger RNA of Teleopsis dalmanni, 453 nucleotides long. RefSeq lists its product as uncharacterized. The record is from RefSeq and is a predicted model, not a curated record. The transcript has a single exon. Lineage: Eukaryota; Metazoa; Arthropoda; Insecta; Diptera; Diopsidae. Gene Ontology annotation, molecular function: nucleic acid binding. Gene Ontology annotation, biological process: DNA integration. The coding region runs from base 1 to 453 and encodes 150 amino acids.